Messenger RNA from Adineta steineri, 777 nucleotides. The record is from the annotation of a GenBank genome assembly. Lineage: Eukaryota; Metazoa; Rotifera; Eurotatoria; Adinetida; Adinetidae.
AUGGUCCUUCAUAUAAUAAAUUCAUCUGAAGUACGUCCUGGUGAUCAUUUAUAUCGAUAUCGAUUAUUUAACGUACAACAAGGUAUUGCUGUUCAAUGUCCAACAUUAAAAUCAAUUUUUGUUCUUACAUCAUAUAAAAAUACGCUACGACUUGUUAGUUUAAAUGAAUUUAAAAGAAAAAGUUGUUUAAGACGUGUUAUUUAUAAUGGAAAUUGUAGUUGUAUAAAAAAAGUUAAAUAUUUACAUAAUCGACCACCUGAAGAAAUCGUUAAAAAUGCAUUAUUACUUCUUGAUUGGAUUAAAACUUCACCUGAUAAUGUACGAAAAUUAUUUUCUAAUGAUUUAUCACAAUUUGCUCAAAAAUGUUGUACAACAGUUCAUGAACAAUGGUGUAAUCUGUUUUAUUCAACUUAUGAACAAAUAUCAUUAAAGAAACAUUUUUUCGAUAAAAAACAAAUAUCAAGUAAUAGUAAUAAUGCAUUUAAUGCUGCACUUAUGUGUGGAAUGCCAUUUCGUCAAGCUUCACAAAUUGGAAAGAAUGACUUUUGGAUCGAGAAAAAUGAUGAAAUUGAUUUAUUACAAACUACUGAAAGUAUGAUUACAUAUUUUCUUAUUGAAAAAAAAGAACAAGAAGAUAUAUAUGUAUGUAAAACUAUACUUUUUUUAGAUUCCAACGAUCAGUUAUUAACACUCUCAAAAACUACUUCAGAUGAACCUAUGAUAUUCUCUUCAACACUUAUGGAAUUUUCAUCAGACGAAGAUAUUUCUCUGAUUUAA